Messenger RNA from Ceraceosorus bombacis, 2148 nucleotides. The record is from the annotation of a GenBank genome assembly. NCBI's taxonomy places the organism in Eukaryota, Fungi, Basidiomycota, Exobasidiomycetes, Ceraceosorales, Ceraceosoraceae.
AUGUCCACACUCCUCUCUUCUCCAACGGCACAGGCGAGCGCAACCAACAAUGGCAGCCACCUGGCAUCGCCUGCAUACGCCAAUGUCAGCCCGUCUUUGGGUCCUAGCGACCCCGGUGCCUCGCGUGUAGAAAGGGCAUCAUCGGCCAUUGAGACGGAGCACAGCGCGCAGGUUGAGCAGCAGGGACAGCGCCAGGCCGAUCCACCAGAAGGGCGCAAGCUGGAGGCUCCCCAAUGGCUCUUCAGGCCGGCAGACAUGGAGCAUACACCCAGCGCAAAGGCUGGUAUGAGUCAAGAGACGGAAAGGUACCUCCGGGCAAAGGGCGUAGGAUUGAUCUUUAGGACGGGCGAAGGGUUGCGCGUGUAAGUUCGCCUGCCAAGUGCGCCCGCAUACGAGAAGCGCAUUUCCUUGUGUCGCCGACUUUGCCGUUGAAGCUGAUGAGCAUCCGCACUCUCACUUCUGCAGCGGCAUGAAUGUCAUGGCCACAGCCGCCAUCUUCUUUCAUCGCUUCUUCAUGCGCAAGACCAUCUUGGCACCUGGCGAUCACAGGCGGAAUCACGUCAACUCUGGCUCGAUGGACACGCGUGCGCCAGAGAGCUUCAGCGUGCAUGUGAGCGAUCUUCGCACCCCUCUUGGCUCCUUUCUGUCGCUUUCUGCUCGAAGACCUCAUUCGCAAGCUGAUUCGAACGCAUCUCGCCUGCCGCCUCUUUGGACCUUCUAGGAGGUCGCCCCAGCAGCGUUGUGGCUCGCCUGCAAGGUGGAGGAAUCACAUCGGAGGACGGAUAAGCUGGUGACUGUCACUAUGGCUGUGAAUGACAAGACCAAAGAGGGCAUGAGGGCUGCCGAGAGAGGCAACUACACCGUCGACGUCGAGGGCAGGGUAAGUUCUUUGUUUGACGAGCAGGCAUUGUCAGUGAGCCCGCGAUUGCUGACUUGCUUGCGCUGCGCGUUGCACCCCGAGCCUCUUAGGAAUACGCCGCAUGGAGGGAAAGUAUAUGCUAUUGCGAAGCGGCAGUCCUGGAAGCGCUUUGUUUCGACCUCAUCAUCGACGCCCCUCAUCAACAUUUGAUCCAGGGCUGCAAAGCACUCGGCGUGGACAGAGAUCUGACACUGCUCAGCGUGGCACUGAUGAACAACUGGUAAGCACGUAGGCUGCUCACUCUUCAUCGAGCGCGUAAUCGAAAUGGCAAGCUGGCUGACGCUCACCAAUCGACGCACACACCCUCUCCUCGUACAGCCUUUACAAUGCGGUCUGCACUUUCUGGGAUGCCCCCAUUCUUGCUGCUUGCGUGUUCUACGAGGCGUGCGCAGCAGUGGGGCUCCAACCUGAAGAGUUCCAGCUUCAAAGAGGUUUCCGAGCGCCAGGCAUCGACGAACCUAGUCAGGGAUGGCUGGACGCAUUCGACGUCGACGAGAGCGAGCUGCAAGGUGAGCGGCGCUGUCUCUACGACUUCAAGGGCUGCCGAAUGCCUCUAUCGCCAUGCUAAUGUUGCGCUGCUCAAAUCCGCAUGCUGCCCUUGCCGAUCAGAGGCACUUCCAUCCGUCUCCUCAUACCUCGCUUUCUACGCGCAGCAACAGAGGGAACUGCAAGCUCAAGCUCAGGCGCACGCAGCGUUAGCAUCAGGAGGCUCUCAACCCCACUCCGAGCCUCCGGACAGCGCUGCGCAACAAGCGGUUGAGCGCGUGUCUGGCCAAGGGACGCCUAUUCCACCCGUCACGCCUCUGGCUACCCGUACGCCCGCGGAAUCGGCCAGCAAUACGCCGGGUCAUCCCUCUGGAAGCAUGCUUAGUGCGCUUCGACAAAGCACUCUACCAAGAGAGACGACGACAACGCCUUCGAAUGUGCAAGCGCGUUUUGAAAUGACAGGCAAAGAAGGGCUUGAUGGCUCCAACACUUCGCUUCAUGAAGGGAUGGAGGAGAGGAAGAGCGCGCUGAACACCAGACCUCCUUCAAGGCAUGGCCUGGGAAGACAUUUGGCGCCCUUUGGCGCUCCCAAAGAAGUGGCCUCAACUGGCCAAUCGUCGGCGCCAACGCAGCAUACAUCGCCCGCUACAGGUCCUGCUCGCCCGGACGAGGCUCCUCCGCCACCCAUGCUCAAAGAGCCGCGCCCCGCAUCUGAAAGUCCAGAGGAAGGUGAGGCGGACUAA